This is a messenger RNA of Aspergillus candidus, 1790 nucleotides long. Its product is annotated as NAD(P)/FAD-dependent oxidoreductase. Gene Ontology annotation, molecular function: oxidoreductase activity. Lineage: Eukaryota; Fungi; Ascomycota; Eurotiomycetes; Eurotiales; Aspergillaceae. Bases 23 to 1630 code for a protein of 535 amino acids. Gene Ontology annotation, cellular component: cytoplasm. The transcript is spliced from 2 exons. The record is from RefSeq and is a predicted model, not a curated record.
GCCAACUUCAACCACGUCCACCAUGGGCCAGAUCCUCAGUCGCCUCCGCAAUGUAUACCAUGAUAUCCAGGCAGUGUUCACGGAGCUCUCCACCACUGCCCGCCAAUUCGAAGCAUUGCUGUCGCGCAUCUCCCUGAGAACAUUACCAUCUCCCAACCCCACCGUCUCUUUCUGGCAGCAAAAUCCCCCAUUCCCCAACCUGGUCUCGACCGCAUCGGCAACCCUCCCCGCUCACGCAGACAUCGUGAUCAUUGGGUCUGGGAUAUCAGGCGCAAGCAUAGCUUACACCAUCCUCACCUCCCGAUCGCGCGACAAUGACUUCAAGCACCACUUCCCGCGUGUAGUCAUGCUCGAAGCGCGGAAUGUGUGCAGCGGCGCGACGGGACGCAAUGGCGGACACAUCAAGCACACCGCGUACACGGACUAUGCUGGCUUGAAGAAACAGUUCGGGAAGACGCGCGCAAAAAGCGUUCUGCAGUUCGGGAGGCGCCAUCUGCCGACGUUGCUCCAUUUGACUCGGGAACGGAAGGAUCUGGAGGUCGCAGAGGCGAGGGAGGUUGAAACGGUUGAUAUAUUCACCGACCAGGAUACGUGGGCAAAAACAAAGAGGAUGGUGGAGGAGCUGAACAGGGAUGUGCCUGAGGCGGGGGACGAAAUUUCCGUGUAUGAAGGGGCGGAGGGGUGUGAGAAGUAUAACGUCGGGGUCGACCACUGUGUCGGGAUUAUCACGUAUCCGGCCGGUGCGAUGUGGCCGUAUCGAUUUGUCACGGCCCUGUUAUCCGGCCUGCUGGCCGACUACAGCGAGUACUUCUCCAUCGAGACCAACACCCCCGUGACGGAGGUCCAAACCAGCCCCACUGGCGCUGGACAUCCGUACACGAUAUAUACUCCCCGCGGACACAUCAGCGCCACGCAGGUAAUCCACGCGACGGACGCGUUCGCAUCGAACCUAAUCCCUGGUCUGACGGGCAAGCUUUUCCCCGUCCGGGGACACAUGUCGGCGCAAACUCCCGGAACGCAGUUUCCGGGCCUCAACGGCGCGCGGUCGUGGGGGAUUAUUGGAAAUCGCGGAUUCGAUUACAUUACGCAACGGCCCGCGGCCGGGGGCGGAGAGCUGAUGGUCGGCGGGGGGAUGGUGCAGUCUCCCGAACGGGGGAUCGACGAGUUUGGGGUGUGGGGGGACGACCGGCUGAGCUAUCCCGUGCGCGCCUACCUCGACGGCUUAAUGCCGGCUGUCUUUGGGGAGAAGAACUGGGGCCAGGAUGCGGACGGCGGGCGGAUGAAACAUGUGUGGAGCGGGUGCAUGGGGUUCACGGUGGAUCUGCUGCCCUACGUUGGGAGGCUGGACCCGAAGCUCACGGGGCGCAAGCUGCCUAAGAGGAGUCGCUGGGAUGGCUCGCGCACCGCCGGGGAGUGGAUAUCGGCGGGGUUCCAGGGUGAAGGCAUGGUACUGGCGUGGCUCUCGGGCGUGGCGGUUGGGUUGAUGGCGAUGGGGAUGGACGAGGUGGAGAUGGACGCUCGCCCGGGAAUGCCGGGAGGUAAAGUGAGUGAGUGGCUCCCACGAGAGCUGCUUUGUUCGAGGCGUCGCGUUGAAAGAGGGAGUGUGUCACAGUUGGCGACAAUGCUAUAGAUUCCUGGGUGGGAGUGGAAUGGUGCUGAUCCUCUCGCUGAUACCCGAUGUUUCUACAAAGUCAUGGCCUCAUUAUGUGGAGGCUGUUUCGACGAGAUGAACUAUCCAGCCACGUAGAGGUAGUCGACUCAGAAAUGAUCAACACGCCAUGUACCAUAAA